This is a messenger RNA of Budorcas taxicolor (takin), 2685 nucleotides long. RefSeq names its product microsomal triglyceride transfer protein (gene MTTP). The record is from RefSeq and is a predicted model, not a curated record. Bases 1 to 2685 code for a protein of 894 amino acids. The transcript has 18 exons. Lineage: Eukaryota; Metazoa; Chordata; Mammalia; Artiodactyla; Bovidae. Gene Ontology annotation, molecular function: lipid binding. Gene Ontology annotation, cellular component: Golgi apparatus; basolateral plasma membrane; endoplasmic reticulum. Gene Ontology annotation, biological process: lipoprotein metabolic process; lipid transport; cholesterol homeostasis.
AUGAUUCUUCUUGCUGUGCUUUUUCUCUGCUUCAUUUCCUCAUAUUCAGCUUCUGUUAAAGGUCACACAACUGGUCUCUCAUUAAAUAAUGACCGACUAUACAAACUCACAUACUCCACUGAAGUUUUUCUCGAUCGGGGCAAAGGAAACCUCCAAGACAGUGUGGGCUACCGAAUUUCAUCCAAUGUGGAUGUCAUCUUACUGUGGAGGAGUCCUGAUGGUGAUGAUAACCAACUGAUCCAAAUUACAAUGAAAGAUGUAAAUGUUGAAAAUGUGAAUCAACAGAGAGGAGAGAAGAGCAUUUUCAAAGGAAAAAAGUCAUCUCAAAUCAUAAGAAAGGAAAACUUGGAAGCAAUGCAAAGACCUGUGCUCCUUCAUCUAAUUCAUGGAAAGAUCAAAGAGUUCUACUCAUAUCAAAAUGAACCAGCAGCUAUAGAAAAUCUCAAGAGAGGCCUGGCUAGCCUAUUUCAGAUGCAGUUAAGCUCUGGAACUACCAAUGAGGCAGACAUCUCUGGAGAUUGUAAAGUGACCUACCAAGCUCACCAAGACAAAGUGACCAAAAUUAAGGCUUUGGAUUCAUGCAAAAUAGAGAGGGCUGGAUUUACAACCCCACAUCAGGUCUUGGGUGUCACUUCGAAAGCCACAUCUGUCACUACCUAUAAAAUAGAAGACAGCUUUGUUGUAGCUGUGCUCUCAGAAGAGAUACAUGCUUUGAGGCUGAAUUUUCUACAAUCAAUAGCAGGCAAAAUAGUAUCAAGGCAGAAACUGGAGCUGAAAACCACGGAAGCAAGCCUGGGACUGAAGCCGGGAAAGCAGGUUUCAGCCAUCAUUAAAGCAGUUGAUUCGAAGUACACGGCCAUUCCCAUUGUGGGCCAGGUCUUCCAGAGCAAGUGCAAAGGAUGCCCUUCUCUCUCAGAGCAUUGGCAGUCCAUCAGAAAACACCUGCAGCCUGACAACCUCUCCAAGGCUGAGGCUGUCAGAAGCUUCCUGGCCUUCAUCAAGCACCUCAGGAGGGCAAAGAAAGAAGAGAUCCUCCAAAUUCUAAAGGCAGAAAACAAGGAAGUACUACCCCAGCUAGUGGAUGCUGUCACCUCUGCUCAAACACCAGACUCAUUAGAUGCCAUUUUGGACUUUCUGGAUUUCAAAAGCACCGAGAGCGUUAUCCUCCAGGAAAGGUUUCUCUAUGCCUGUGCAUUUGCCUCACAUCCCGAUGAAGAACUCCUGCGAGCCCUCAUUAGUAAGUUCAAAGGUUCUUUUGGAAGUAAUGACAUCAGAGAAUCUGUUAUGAUCAUCAUCGGGGCCCUUGUCAGGAAGCUGUGUCAGAAUGAAGGCUGCAAACUGAAAGGAGUGGUAGAAGCCAAGAAGUUAAUCUUGGCAGGACUUGAAAAAGCAGGGAAAAAAGAGGACAUCAUGAUGUACCUGCUGGCUCUGAAAAAUGCCCGGCUUCCAGAAGGCAUCCCGCUCCUUCUAAAGUACACAGAGACGGGAGAAGGGCCCAUCAGCCACCUUGCCGCCACCGCACUCCAGAGAUACGAUGUCCCUUUCAUAACUGAUGAGGUAAAGAAGACUAUGAACAGGAUAUACCACCAGAAUCGUAAAAUACAUGAAAAAACUGUGCGUACUACUGCAGCAGCCAUCAUUUUAAAAAACAAUCCAUCCUACAUGGAAGUAAAAAACAUCCUGCUCUCUAUUGGGGAACUUCCCAAAGAAAUGAAUAAAUACAUGCUCUCCAUUGUCCAAGACAUCCUACGUUUUGAAAUGCCUGCAAGCAAAAUUGUCCGUCAAGUUCUGAAGGAAAUGUUUGCUCAUAAUUAUGAUCGUUUCUCCAAGAGUGGGUCCUCCUCUGCAUAUACUGGCUAUGUAGAACGGACUUCCCAUUCGGCAUCUACUUACAGCCUUGACAUUCUUUACUCUGGUUCUGGCAUUCUAAGGAGAAGUAACCUGAACAUCUUUCAGUAUAUUGAGAAAACUCCUCUUCAUGGUAUCCAGGUGGUCAUUGAAGCCCAAGGACUGGAGGCAUUAAUUGCAGCCACUCCUGAUGAGGGGGAAGAGAACCUUGACUCCUACGCUGGCUUGUCAGCUCUCCUCUUUGAUGUUCAGCUCAGACCUGUCACUUUUUUCAACGGAUACAGUGAUUUGAUGUCCAAAAUGCUGUCAGCCUCUAGUGACCCUAUGAGUGUGGUGAAAGGACUUCUUCUGCUAAUAGAUCAUUCCCAGGAGCUUCAGCUGCAGUCUGGACUUAAGGCCAAUAUGGAUGUUCAGGGUGGUCUAGCUAUUGAUAUUACAGGUGCCAUGGAGUUUAGUCUGUGGUAUCGUGAAUCUAAAACCCGAGUGAAAAACCGGGUAAGUGUGUUAAUAACUGGUGACAUCACGGUGGACUCCUCUUUUGUGAAAGCUGGCUUGGAAAUUGGUGCAGAAACAGAAGCAGGCUUGGAGUUUAUCUCCACGGUGCAGUUUUCUCAGUACCCAUUUUUAGUUUGUCUGCAGAUGGACAAGGAAGAUGUUCCAUACAGGCAAUUUGAGACAAAAUAUGAAAGGCUGUCCACAGGCAGAGGUUAUGUUUCUCGGAAGAGAAAAGAAAGCCUAAUAGGAGGAUGUGAAUUCCCGCUGCACCAAGAGAACUCUGACAUGUGCAAGGUGGUGUUUGCUCCUCAACCAGAGAGUAGUUCCAGUGGUUGGUUUUAA